CAGCGAGCUGAUGGCCCGGGCUGUCCCUGCUGCUGCCGCCACAGUCGCUUCUGUAGCAGCAGCCGAAGUCGCCGCUGCCACCGCCUCCCGGGUCGCUGGCCGCCCGCGCUCUAGGUCGGCCGGUAGCCGUAGUCAUGGAGGACUUCAUCGUGAUCUCGGACGACAGCGGCUCGGAGAGCUCGGGGGGGACCCGCUCGGGCCGGGUGCGGAGGCUCCGCCGGGCCCUGUCGCGGACCCCCAGCGCGCUGCCCCGCCGGACCGUGGAUUUCAUUGACUUAACUACAGAAACUAGACCAAGAGCAAAGGAUCGCAAUGGGCUCUGUGUGAUUGACCUGACAGGAAGUGAAGACGAAAAUAGACCUAUUGACACUCUUGAUUUGACUUUAGAAUCUGUCAUUCCCUCUCAGAAAGAGCCAGGCAGUCUGCAGACAUGUGCCAUCCUUUCUAGCAAAGAGGUAAUGGAAAGAGGAAACAGAAGCUCUCGACCUGUACCACAAAGAAUCAUUAACAGCAAUCCUGUAGAUUUGGAUCUGUUGGAAGAAACUACUUUUGAAGGUCCUCAGCCCCCUACAUCCAUCAGUCAGGACUCUGUUUAUCCAGAAGAGCCAAAUUGUAGCUCAGCUACAUUCAAAGGUGACCUCAGCUUCCUGCCAAGCACACAGCUAUCUUCAGAUAUUAGCUCCCUUUCCCCUUCAAGCAAUAAUGGUAGCAGCAGCAAUCCAAGGGCACCCUUGCCAUGCUCACUACGAGCCUUGCCAUCCCCACUGAGAGCCUCACCAUGUCCACCACGAGCCUCCUCAUGUCCACCGCGAGCCUUGUCAUGCCCAUCACAAACCACUCAGUGCCAGCUACAAGCUUUGCCUCACCCACCUCAAGAAAUGUCAUGCCCUUCUCAAGAUGUGCCAUGCACUCAGAAUAUGCCAGUCCUGUCUCAAGACUCAUCAUGGCAUCCUCAUUGCCCACUGAGCCCACCUCAAGGCCCUCUGGACCUACCUCAGGAUGUACCAGGCCCACCUCAAAACCUGUCAUAUCCACAAGAUGUGGCAUAUCAGCAAAACUUACGGUCACUACGAAACCUGUCACAGUCACUAGGAGAUGUACCACAGCCAUUGGAAAACAUGCCACAGUUACCUGGUAACAUAACACAGUCACCAGGCAAUAUGUCACAGUCACCCAGAGGUGUGCUACUUUUGCCAGAUGUACUACACUCACCUGAAAACAUGGUACACUCAUCAAGAGACAUGUCAUGUUCACGGGGAGACUUGCCUCGCUUACCACAAGACAGGCCUCACUCUCCUCAGAAUGAUGUACAGAAUUGUGACAGUCCUAUGGAUAUCUCAACUCCAUCCUCUACAAGUUGCUCCCCUGGCCCACCAUCUCCACAGUCUGAAACUUCCUUAGAGAAAGUUCCUUGGCUUUCUGUCACAGAAACAUCAGCCAGAAAAGAGAUGUCAUUGUCAGAGCCUGCCUGUGCCAGGUCUGUCCAGGUACAAACACAAACAUUGCAAGGCGGGCUGUGCAACAGACCCUGCCUACAUAGAAUGAAGUACUUCUUGCGGCCUCCAGUACAUCAUCUCUUCUUCCAGACACUAAUACCAGAUAAAGAUGCACGAGAGAGCAAGACUCAAAAAUUAGAACCCAUACCUCAUCGAAGACUAAGAAUGGUGACAAACACCAUUGAAGAAAACUUUCCUCUAGGGACUGUGCAGUUUUUGAUGGACUUUGUGUCACCCCAGCAUUACCCACCCAGAGAAAUUGUGGCUCACAUCAUCCAGAAAAUCCUGCUCAGUGACUCUGAGACGGUGGAUGUCCUCAAGGAUGCCUACAUGCUUCUCAUGAAAAUUCAACAGCUACAUCCGGCCAAUGCCAAGACAGUGGAGUGGGACUGGAAGCUGCUCACCUAUGUCAUGGAGGAAGAGGGUCAAACUCUGCCUGGGCGAGUCCUUUUCCUGCGUUAUGUAGUACAGACCCUGGAAGAUGACUUCCAGCACACCCUGAGGAGACAACGGCACCACCUGCAGCAAUCCAUUGCUAACACUGUAUUGUCCUGUGACAAGCAGCCCCACAAUGUCAGAGAUGUUAUCAAGUGGCUGGUCAAAGCAGUAACUGAAGAUAGAUUAACUCCGUACCCAAGUGGGAACCAAACCUCUUCCAGAAGAGGAAUUUCAAAAGCCAGCAGUGGCCAUCCUGCUCCCCAGCCUAACCUAACCAAGAACACCAAUCAGCUGAUUGUGUGCCAGCUUCAGAGGAUGUUGUCCAUAGCUGUGGAGGUGGACAGGACUCCCACCUGCAGCUCCAAUAAAAUUGCUGAGAUGAUGUUUGGGUUUGUGCUGGACAUACCUCAGAGGAGUCAGAGGGAGAUGUUCUUUACAACCAUGGAAAGCCACCUACUGCGCUGCAAGGUGUUAGAAAUCAUAUUCCUCCACAGCUGCGAGACGCCCACCCGCCUGCCCCUGUGUCUGGCCCAGGCUCUCUAUUUCCUGAAUAAUUCCACCUCACUACUCAAGUGUCAGUCUGAUAAAACCCAGUGGCAGACUUGGGAUGAGCUGGUGGAGCAUCUGCAGUUUCUGUUGUCCAGUUAUCAACAUGUUUUAAGAGAGCACCUACGCAGUUCAGUGAUCGAUCGAAAAGAUUUGAUCAUCAAAAAGAUUAAGCCCAAGCCCCAGCAAGGAGAUGACAUCACAGUGAUGGACGUGGAGAAGCACAUCGAGGCCUUCCGUAACCGCCUGAUCCAGAUGCUAGGGGAGCCUCUGGUCCCCCAGCUCCAAAAUAAAGUGCACUUGUUGAAGCUCCUGCUCUUCUACGCUGCAGAUCUGAACCCUGACGCAGAGCCAUCAUCAAAGCACUAGAACAGCCCAUGAGGGUCUCCUAAGCACUGAGCACCAAGAAUACCUCCUUAAACUGUUUCCAUCUACUUAGAAUGUCUCAAAGUAUGAACAGUAGUUAAAAUCUUACAGGACCAAACCUAUCUUAUUUAUCUGUAGGUUAUAAUAACUAAGUUUUCAGUGUAUAUCUUUUUUUUAAUAAUCCUAUUCUAGCCUGUUCUCAAAUAUGGCUUAAAUAUAUAAGGUGUAUAUAUAUUUUUAAUAAAUUAUUUAUCUACACAAUUUUUGAAACAGGUAA
This is a messenger RNA of Heterocephalus glaber (naked mole-rat), 3123 nucleotides long. It is a transcript of the gene Simc1, whose product is annotated as SUMO interacting motifs containing 1. The record is from RefSeq and is a predicted model, not a curated record. Lineage: Eukaryota; Metazoa; Chordata; Mammalia; Rodentia; Bathyergidae. Gene Ontology annotation, molecular function: SUMO polymer binding.